GGCCAGCUCAUGCAUAUAAAUACCGACUUCAAGACAGCAAAGGAAACUACAUCUUAGCAGGACAUCCCUCCAGAACGUGGACCAGCAUUCAUAAUCCCGGACACAAUGGCAGAUGCAAGCUUUCAAAAGGAAUUCCUGGAAACCCACAACGCCUACAGGAGGAAGCACAACACGCCACAGAUGACGCUGAGCAGCGAGAUGACUGCUUCAGCUCAGAAAUGGUCCGAGCACCUGCUGGCGAUCGGCGCCCUGCAGCACAGUGACACUAAGGACGGAGAGAAUGUCUUCAAUAUGUACAGCUCAGCACCCAUUAAACUGACAGGGAAAGAAGCUGUAGAUUCGUGGUACGGUGAGAUUAAGGAUUACAAUUGGAGCAGCCCUGGAUACAGCAGUGCUACUGGUCAUUUUACUCAGGUGGUGUGGAAAGACAGCACUGAACUGGGUGUCGGCUUGGCCACCGAUGGCAGGAAGGUCUUUGUGGUUGGGCAGUACCGGGCAGCUGGCAACAUGAACAUGGCGGGAUACUUUGAGGAAAACGUCCUCCCGCUAGCAUAAAGGCCGUGCAUUUUACAGCCGGCAGAGAGGUGGGUGGAGCAGAGAACACCUCCAGUAAGGGAGGUGGAGUGAGCCCUCGGAC
This is a messenger RNA of Cyclopterus lumpus (lumpfish), 637 nucleotides long. Its product is annotated as Golgi-associated plant pathogenesis-related protein 1-like. The transcript is spliced from 6 exons. Lineage: Eukaryota; Metazoa; Chordata; Actinopteri; Perciformes; Cyclopteridae. The coding region runs from base 106 to 555 and encodes 149 amino acids. Gene Ontology annotation, cellular component: extracellular region. The record is from RefSeq and is a predicted model, not a curated record.